Bactrocera latifrons is the source of this 2814-nucleotide messenger RNA. RefSeq names its product T-box transcription factor TBX6-like. The transcript is spliced from 5 exons. Gene Ontology annotation, cellular component: nucleus. Gene Ontology annotation, molecular function: DNA-binding transcription factor activity, RNA polymerase II-specific; RNA polymerase II cis-regulatory region sequence-specific DNA binding. Gene Ontology annotation, biological process: positive regulation of DNA-templated transcription; regulation of transcription by RNA polymerase II; cell fate specification. The record is from RefSeq and is a predicted model, not a curated record. NCBI's taxonomy places the organism in Eukaryota, Metazoa, Arthropoda, Insecta, Diptera, Tephritidae. Bases 1062 to 2696 code for a protein of 544 amino acids.
CUCGACUCGACCUUCAGCAGCGUGGAAGCUCUUUAAGCGAGCAUUGCAUGCGAAAACUUACUUAGUAGUACUUACUCAGUUUUGAAGUCAACUUUGUUAGGGACGGGCACGAGUUUUUACCGGCGUAAUAACACGUUAUACACUUGUGUCAUCGUGUAUUGAAUCGUUUGUGUAUGUGUGCGUCACAGUAUGUCCAAGAAAAUCUCAUACUAAGUCAUUGGCGUUACAAAUUGAUUAACCAAGUGACACUGGCUAUUUAAAUUUGAUUUCUCUAAUUGUCAUAUAAUUGCUUUAUCUCGCGCGCUAAAUAUCUUGCAGACAUUACUGGCCUGAAACUAUGCUAAGAGCCACUGCAGCCAGCUAAUUGAAUUAACGCCCUCGCGCGAUUGUCGAACUUCUCGUUGACAUUUUUAUUUAUUUAUGCGGUUAUACUUAUGUACAUAGCAGAGCUUUCAUUCAACGGUAUUGUACACAUUCGGUUGUAUGUGCUUAUAAAAUACAUAAACAUGUGUUAAUGUUUACCGUAAUACGGCGAGUGUAAGAGGGUGCAUAACUAUUUACUGUGAUACAGAAGACGCAAGCUGCACGAUCUAUUGCCAAUAAUAUGAAGAUCAUUAACACGUUUUCAAAUUAAUAUUGCAAAAGAGCAAAGCGUUUCGAUAAUUUAGCACCUGUUUCGCUAACGAUAAUGUUACACAUGCGUAUGCUUAUAUUAUAUAUGGUACAUAUAAGAUUUAUCGCGCUAAAAAUAUCUUCCAAACAAAAUGAGUACCGACGUGACUCUAAAUCACUUGACAUAUUGCUCGUUUGAGAAAGUUGCGGAGAAGUGUUGUGAAUCAAUUUAUGUAUUUUUUUGUAUUGUUUAACAGAAGCACUCACAUAAAGUAACGAGACGUAAUAGUAUACAGUGAUUAGAAAAUAUGUACGAUUGAAUUACAUGAAUUACAAGAAAAAACAAACUAUUUUUUGUCAAUUAUUGCUGAGAACACAUAAUAAUCGGAACAAACAUCAAGGGAUAUUCAAACUGAAUUAGACCCAAUAAACGGUCGAAGGCRUACAAGAUGAUGACCAUGAAUGAAUUUGUGGACCUGCGAAUGCAGCAGCAAAUCGCACAUGAAAUCUAUCGCCAGCAAAUUAUGCAACGUAUUCCAGAUCCUUUCCCGCCUAUGCUACCCAUACCGUUACCUGGACACGUGAUAAUGCCACCCAGAAUCUCUCUACCAGACGCAGAGGUAAAAUUACAAAACGAUCAGCUGUGGAAACAGUUUCAUCAAAUUGGCACYGAAAUGAUAAUAACAAAAAGUGGCAGACGAAUGUUUCCUUCUAUGCGUCUUUCGCUUUCCGGCCUGGAAGAUGAAUCUAAUUACUGUGUUUUGUUGGAAAUGGUACCAGUAGGUGAUUGCCGUUAUAAAUUCUCCGGUUCGCAGUGGAUGCCUGCCGGCGGUGCGGAACCACAAAGUCCACAAAGAAUGUAUUUGCAUCCGGAUAGCCCAGCGUCUGGGGCCCAUUGGCAGGCGCAACCUAUCCUAUUUAAUAAGGUUAAGCUGACCAAUAACACACUGGAUAGUAAUGGACACAUUGUUUUAGCCAGCAUGCAUAAGUAUCAACCACGAAUUCACGUGAUACGGACUGCAGAUCUAACGCAAAUACCGUGGGCGCCUCAGCAAGCCUUCAUAUUCCCGGAAACGGAGUUUGUUGCCGUAACAGCUUAUCAGAAUGAUCGCAUCACUAAAUUGAAGAUAGACAAUAAUCCGUUCGCGAAGGGCUUUCGCGAAACUGGCCAAUCUCGAAGUAAACGUAAAAUGUCUUCAUCGCCAUCCGAUGAGGAUUCCGAGCAACUGCAACCACAACAACCAGCUGGGCGCCAAUACGGSAUAAGACCAAUACAAACGCAACCGCAAACACAUUCCCACAGUCAGCGCAACAUUGUGUCGCCAACCAUUUCAGCCUUGCCGCUGACCAGCGAGUCGGGAUCAUCAAUUUGUUCAGAUAAGACGACVAUUCCGAACAACGGCGAAAAUGACUUCGUGGACGUUGACAAUGUUGCGGAUGCCGACAUCGAUGGUGGCGGGCCACAAGUAAAGCGCUUGAGAUCAAAUAAGUUGGCCGAUUCGAUAGCAUCGACAGCGCUCGAAGAGAUGAUCAUUAAUGCRCAUGCGAAUAGUGAGCGUGAACCUUUUUCUGUCGUUACUGAGGAGGCCAGUUCACAACAAGCAUUACCCACACAACUACCGGAUAACASUGUCGUGUCUGCUUUCGACAAUGGUGGUCAAUCGUCAUUUAUUUUCCAUCAUUUGCARCAAAACAUGCAAACAAUGCUCCGACCUUCAUUGGUCGACUUAGCUUACACCUACUUUGGCCGAUCUCAGCCCAUUUACGUUCAACAUAUGCACCCACCUCAUACAACUAUCGGCGAUCAAACCCUUUCCAUGCCGAUGCCAUCAGUAGCCGAAGGCUCACAACUGGAGCGUAUCGAUUCAUUGAUACCUAUUGGUGCUAGCGAAGUGCUAUGUCGCUCGCUAGUGCCCGACGAUGAGCACGUCCUUGCGACAACCGUUAACAAUGACGAAGUUAAAAAGAAUGCUACUUUGAUAUCGAAUGAUACACAGAUACUGCAGUUGGAGAGCUUAAUGGGUCAUUCGCGACCAAAAAGAAAAGGUUUCAGCAUUUCGGCUAUUUUGGAAGGCAGCAGCUAGCAYGUACAAACAUAUUCACAAAACAAAAGCACACCACGUAGUUGCUGGAAUAUUCAAAAYUCACGUAUGUAACGGUGUAAUUGCACAUGUUGCUACAAUACAACAAAUGUACAUAUGU